AUGUCCCAUUCGGGCGCACCUUUGAACCAGCACCAAGAGGGCCCCAAGGGGAUUAGGGGGCUGCUUACGGGGCGAGUGGGCGAAGGCGGCUGCGGGAGAGCUCCCGGCGCUGCCGAGCCCGCGCCGCCCGAAUCCCCGGCAGGAGGAGAGGAAGCAGAUGGCGGGGCAGGAGAGCACUCGACCGGCAGCCCCGGCGAGCCGGAACGCGCCUCGGCGCGCUGCGCCUCACAGUGUGGCAGCGGGAGGCGGGGAGGGUGUGGAGGCUGCGGGCGGUCCCUGCCGGAGCCCCGAGGCUCCCCCGCCCAGCCCGGCCCGCGCGGGGCCCCGGCUGUGCGAGCGAUUAAUUCAAGAUGGCGCCGGCGCCCUCCGCCCCCCCCCCCGCGCGCCGCCAUUUUGUCUCCUCCUCCAGACACCUCCGAGCCCCCCCCGGCCGGGCCCGCGGCCCCUCACCGGCCCCACUCGCCUCCCCCCGCGCCCGCAGCCACCCACCUCCACUCCGCGUUCCUCACGCCACCUACCCCGCCGUCCCGGGCCGCGCCGGGCGUGUGGAACUCGCCGGCGCAGAGCCCGCGGCCCGCUCCUGUGGCGGAGCCCUGGCGCGGCCUAGCUGCGGCCUCCUCGCGGCCUGCGCCGCGGCCUGUGCGGGCAGGGGGAGGCCCGGGCCGGGCGGGCGGCAGGGCCCGGCCCGCGGCUCUUACCACUGUGAAUUUCUUUGAAACAGUUUGGAACAUGUUUCCUGUAGAUAUUGUGAAGCCUCUGGAUUUGGAGAUACUAAAAACCCAACUGGACACAGCCUUAAGCAACCUGCUGUAG
This is a messenger RNA of Onychostruthus taczanowskii (white-rumped snowfinch), 813 nucleotides long. Its product is annotated as atherin-like. The coding region runs from base 1 to 813 and encodes 270 amino acids. NCBI's taxonomy places the organism in Eukaryota, Metazoa, Chordata, Aves, Passeriformes, Passeridae. The record is from RefSeq and is a predicted model, not a curated record. The transcript has 4 exons.